AUGACAUUCUACUGUUUAUACAGCAGCCCCCACUCCAACCCAGACUUCGCCGAGGUUCUCUCCCUGGCGGCCGACGAACCCACCUUCCUGGGGGGCGACUUCAACGCCCACCAUGAGAGGUGGGGGAGCGUGCGGAGGGACCGCGCGGGCCGGCACCUCGCCUCCGUCCUGGCUGACGUGCCGGGGGUUGCGCUGCUGAAUCCGGGUGAGCCGACGCACGUCGCGGGAGGCGUCCUCGACCUCUCCUUCGUGUCGCGUCCCCUCGACGCCGGGGCGACGUGGGAGCUGCAUGACCACCUCGCCAGCGAUCACUUCGCCACGGUGAUUACCCUCCCUGUGGCCCCACCUCUGACGCCGCCCCGCCCCCCGCGGUGGAACAUCCACAGGGCUGAUUAG
This is a messenger RNA of Eriocheir sinensis (Chinese mitten crab), 396 nucleotides long. RefSeq lists its product as uncharacterized. Lineage: Eukaryota; Metazoa; Arthropoda; Malacostraca; Decapoda; Varunidae. The transcript has a single exon. Gene Ontology annotation, molecular function: catalytic activity. The record is from RefSeq and is a predicted model, not a curated record. Bases 1 to 396 code for a protein of 131 amino acids.